This is a messenger RNA of Coffea eugenioides, 843 nucleotides long. Its product is annotated as AP2-like ethylene-responsive transcription factor PLT1. The transcript is spliced from 6 exons. The record is from RefSeq and is a predicted model, not a curated record. Gene Ontology annotation, molecular function: DNA binding; DNA-binding transcription factor activity. Gene Ontology annotation, biological process: regulation of DNA-templated transcription. Bases 1 to 843 code for a protein of 280 amino acids. Lineage: Eukaryota; Viridiplantae; Streptophyta; Magnoliopsida; Gentianales; Rubiaceae.
AUGGCUUCAAGUUCAACUGCUAUUGGGAGCCCUUCGGCUAAUCAAUCUGUUGAUCAAUCUGCUGCUGAGAAUUCAGGGAAGAAUAUUGCCCCAGAAUUUGCAUCAACUCAGGGAGAAAGUUCAGAACCAUCAUUGGUCAGGGGAUCUGCUUCAGCUUAUAGUGGAGUGAAUAAGGUCAAAGACAGUGAUCAUCUGUAUACCUCAUUUGGCGCCUAUGUCAAAACGAGAGGUCGCUCAGGUAGAUAUGCUGAUGAAGAGGAGGCUGCAAGGGUUCAUGACAUUGUCACUCUAAAGUGCUCCGGAGCAAGAGCAAAAUUGAAUUUCCCGGCAAGUCAUUACCGGGAUAUAAUGAGAGUGACGAGGGACAUGGAUGAUGAGGAGUUGCUGGCUCAUGUUAGAAAGUGGUUCGCUCACAAGGCAAGCAAGAAACGUGGACAAUAUGUCAGGACUUUUGGCUCUGAGGAAGAAGCUGCAAUGGCUUAUGACAUUGGGACAAUCAAAGAGAAAGGCUGGAAUGCACAAACAAACUUCAGCCUAGCUCUGUAUGAUGUCGCCGGAAUUUGGACAGGAACCACAAACCCACCAAUCACUGAAGAAGCUGCCAAGUACCUUCAGCAGGCAACAAUGUGCAGGUCUUCGGGAGAAGCUCAAGGCCACAGUUCAUCUGGAUACCAUUCCUUGCUGCACCAGGUUCAGAUACCCUUCUUCAGAUACUCGCAGACUCUGAUGCACCUCCUAUCUGCACAUCCGAAUUCGCAAGCUUACAAUGUGGUUGAUUCCAGUGCACAAAACAUGUUUUCGCAUUCCAGCUCCGGCCCCUUCAAGCCUUAUGUCAAAAACUAA